CAUAGUACGUUUUAGCAGGACAGUUGAAUUUAAGGCCUGCUAAAAAAGCUUAUAGUAAGCCUGCUGUACUUAUUUUGUGACUAUACUGUGCGCAUAGACUUAGAAUAAAUAAUAUUGCGAUAGAAUCUUUAGAAAGAAUAAAAUUUCUAUCCCUUUUUAAUCUGUGAAAUUAUUAUUUAUUAACAUAAUUUUUAACUUCUUGAUUUUUAUAUUUAUCAUAAAAUAUUUACUAAAAUGGUUUUAUCGAAAUUAUAAUUUUAAUGAUUUUAUUGAGAUCGUUUACAAGAUACCACUAUUAUAAAAAAUCUUUAAUAACAAAGCGGUACAAUUAUUUUUCAAUGAUGUCCAAUACUACGAGUGAAGACGACAUUACAUGGAGCGGUGUUCCGAUUUCUGAAAUAUUAGGCUCCCAAUCACCUUGGGAUGCCCCGGAGUUUCCUCUGGUGUCCCCAUCGUAUAAUCAUGCGGUGUUAUAUCAUGUAUCAAGUGAUGGUAGCAUACCCACUGACAAACCACCCAAACCACAUGUUGGUCAAGACAAAUGGGACCAAGAUCAUGUGAGGAUGCCAUGCUCCAGCCACAGUUUAUAUCCUGUUGAAGAUAAGAAUGGUAAGUCACGGUUAAAGAAAAGAUGGGAGUUAAUUCAACAUGCUUUAUGGAAGCCAAUACGCAAUAGUGAGCAACUAACCAAUGCUAUAUUGUCAUAUAAUACUAAGUUUAAAACUAUUUGGAAAUUCCGGGCUUUACACAAAUUUUUCAAUGAAUACUUAGAAGAGGAAGAAACCCAGUACUUUUUUGAUGUAACUUUGCCGGAAAUAGCAAAACUGGUGUUGGCAUUACCAAAACUAAUACAAGCACCCAUACCUUUACUGAAGCAGAACAUGAACCACUCAGUGUCCUUAUCUCAGCAACAGAUCUCCAGUUUAUUGGCGAACGCAUUUUUCUGUACAUUCCCACGGCGGAAUACUUCCAAGAGGGCCUCCGAGUAUGCCUCAUACCCGCAUAUCAACUUUAGUUCGUUAUAUGAAACUACUCCUUUGGACUCUGUUUUGGAGAAGCUCAAAUGCAUCUGUCACUAUUUCAAAAGAGUCACUGAAAAAGUGCCGAGCGGCGUGAUGACGGUGGUGCGGCGCGCGGUGGCACGUCCGCAGCUGCCCGACUGGUCCAGCUCGCAGCAGCUGGUCGCCGUGCCGCUGCAUGUCGACAGCGCCGCCACUAUCGAGGACAUGCACGGCCUCAUACAGCUCGACUUUGCUAACAAAUACCUCGGCGGCGGCGUGUUAGGCUAUGGCUGUGUACAAGAGGAGAUUAGAUUCGUCAUAUGUCCGGAGCUACUCAUUUCCAUGCUCUUUACGGAAAUGCUAUUAUCCAAUGAAGCUGUGAUUAUGAUUGGGUGCGAGCGGUUCAGCUCGUACACGGGGUACGGCAGCUCGUUCCGCUGGGCGGGCGCCCACCGCGACCGCACGCCGCGGGACGGCAGCGGCCGCCGCCGCGCCGCCGUGCUGGCCGUCGACGCGCUGCCGCAUGCUAGCCUCGCCAGCGAGCUGCGACCCGCCGCCAUCCUGCGGGAUCUUAACAAGGCGUGGGUGGGGUUCUCGUUCAAUACGUGCGAGGAGGGCGGCGGCGCGCUGCAGCGGCCGGGCGUGGCGACGGGCAACUGGGGCUGCGGCGCGUUCGGCGGCUCGGCGCCGCUGAAGGCGCUGCUGCAGCUGGCCGCCGCCGGCCGCGCGCGCCGCCCGCUCGCCUACUGCAGCUACGGCGACCGCGCGCUGCGCCGCCGCCUCGCCGCGCUGCACCAGCGCCUGCGCCGCGCCCGCGCCACCGUCGGACAGCUGUAUAACUACAUCUUAAAAUUUGCACGCACCGCCGACGCGGACAUGGCGAAUUUGUACGACUUUAUCGAGCGUACGAUUGAGGAGGACCAGAAUGGAAUGAAAAGCAGUACAGAAAGUGUGAUUGACCUGGGCAAAUUGGAACAACCAGAACUGUCAAGUUCGUUAGAAAAGGAAUUUCUAAACAAUUCAUCCGACUUGUUCUCACAGGACGAAGCGGAUCAGAGUUUAGACGAGUCUAAGUCGAAUCAAAUGGAUGUAAGCGUAAAAGGUUCUGAACCUAGUACGAGUGAUUGUAGAACGGUGUCAUGUGACAACAAAAUGGCGGUUGACGAAAACAAAAUGGUGGCUAGCGACAACAAAAUAUCAGCUAGCAACAACAAAAUGGCGACUAACAAACGCGAAAUGGCGGCGAGUACUUCGAGUAGCACGUCUCGAUUAUUUGAUGAAAUGGAGAAGUUUGAUGAAAACAAUGGUAGGUUAAAUUUAACCGACUCACACAUAAGAACAUUUAACCAAAGUGCUAAUAGUGGAUUAAAUGAUAUGGACAUAUCAAUGGAUUGCGAGGAGAAAAUACAAUUGGAUAUAUCAGUAGAAGCGAAAAAGAAGAUAAGUAAGAAAAUUACGGAUUACUUUAGUAAAAAAACCAUUUGAUGAAUUUGUGAAAUAAUAAAUUAUUUUACUUUA
Galleria mellonella (greater wax moth) is the source of this 2519-nucleotide messenger RNA. RefSeq names its product poly(ADP-ribose) glycohydrolase-like (gene Parg). The coding region runs from base 261 to 2486 and encodes 741 amino acids. The transcript is spliced from 12 exons. Gene Ontology annotation, biological process: ATP generation from poly-ADP-D-ribose; regulation of DNA repair; nucleotide-sugar metabolic process. The record is from RefSeq and is a predicted model, not a curated record. Gene Ontology annotation, molecular function: poly(ADP-ribose) glycohydrolase activity. Lineage: Eukaryota; Metazoa; Arthropoda; Insecta; Lepidoptera; Pyralidae. Gene Ontology annotation, cellular component: cytoplasm; nucleus.